Molecule: messenger RNA, 435 nt
Organism: Drosophila willistoni
Lineage: Eukaryota; Metazoa; Arthropoda; Insecta; Diptera; Drosophilidae
Gene: Cpr78Cb
Product: pupal cuticle protein Edg-78E
Exons: 2
Coding region: 1-435 (144 amino acids)
Cellular component (GO): chitin-based extracellular matrix
Molecular function (GO): structural constituent of chitin-based larval cuticle
Source: RefSeq, a predicted model, not a curated record
AUGUAUUAUUCGGUCAACGAGCGAUUGAUAUUGAUACUAACGAUGGCUCUACUUUGGAGCGUAUUGGAUGCGGCUAGAUUAGUACGUAUACGCCGCAUACGCCGCUUGGUGGGUGCCAGCGAUCGUGAUGCCCAAAUAACAGACUAUCGCGUCUCACCGCUGGACGAUGAGGGUGUCUUUAAGUUUGCCUUUAAAACAAGCAAUGGCAUCGAUGUACAAGCAGCUGGCAAUGCAUUGGAAACAAUUGGCAUAUUUAGUUAUGAAUCACCCGAAGGAAUACCCAUCGAGACACGCUACAUAGCCGAUGAAUUGGGCUUCCAUGUGGUGGGCAGACAUUUGCCACAGCCGCCACCGACACCAGAUUAUAUAUUACGAUCAUUGGAAUAUAUACGCACACAUACCCAGGAUGGCAAACUGAAGCCAAAUGUGUUUUAA